AUGUUAGGUGCUUCCUGUUUCCUCUUUCACCAGUGACCCGCCGACAUGGGCCGCGUCCGCACCAAGACCGUGAAGAAGGCGGCCCGGGUCAUCAUCGAGAAGUACUACACGCGCCUGGGCAACGACUUCCACACCAACAAGCGCGUGUGCGAGGAGAUCGCCAUCAUCCCCAGCAAGAAGCUCCGCAACAAGAUCGCGGGCUAUGUCACCCACCUGAUGAAGCGCAUCCAGCGCGGCCCCGUGAGAGGCAUCUCCAUCAAGCUGCAGGAGGAGGAGCGCGAGCGGAGGGACAACUACGUGCCUGAGGUGUCAGCGCUGGAUCAGGAGAUCAUUGAAGUGGAUCCUGACACUAAGGAGAUGCUGAAACUCUUGGACUUCGGCAGUCUCUCCAACCUGCAGGUCACUCAGCCCACAGUUGGGAUGAAUUUCAAAACACCACGUGGAGCCGUUUGAAUCUUUCUGCUAUGCUGUAAUAUUUUCAAUAAACCUCGGAAAACAAAAAAAAAA
This is a messenger RNA of Equus caballus (horse), 507 nucleotides long. Its product is annotated as small ribosomal subunit protein eS17. Gene Ontology annotation, cellular component: ribosome. Gene Ontology annotation, molecular function: structural constituent of ribosome. The record is from RefSeq and is a predicted model, not a curated record. Gene Ontology annotation, biological process: translation. NCBI's taxonomy places the organism in Eukaryota, Metazoa, Chordata, Mammalia, Perissodactyla, Equidae.